AUGGAGCUUUUGUAUCUCUGGAUCAUAUGGGCUACCAUCGGUCUGCUGUGUUUUUGUCGACUCCGAGCAGUGCCAACUCCCCGAUUGCAUCGCCUAAGGCGCCACGAGAUUGUCAAUGCGACAGCUGCAACAAUUACUUCGGAUCGGGUCGCUCCGGACCUUGACAGUCGACCUGAACGAACCAAACCUGGUUUUGUCAUGUCUGAACUCACGUCUCUGGAUGUGACAUUGCUCCAUGAGCAGAACCUUGAGAAAGUUUUGUCAACCUUGCCUAAGCUGAAUGACAACUUGACGUGGACUUUCUGGCUCAACUACAAACAGCCGAUGAGUAUAGUGGGGUCGAGCACUAUGGGAUGCGAGAAACCCAAAGAGAUGCCACACUCCGCUGUGCAGACACCCUCGAGGUCGUUCGCUUCACUACCUCCCAUGGUUUUGCUCGCCAAUUUCACAACAGCAACACGAUUCUACGCGGCCAUACAAGCCUUUCAACCCUCGCCAUGCUCCAUCCACACCCUCGAAAUUCCAUUCAACAUGCUCCUGGGGGACCGGAAAGGUGCGGUUUUCCUGGCCGACGUCCUGCCGGGCAACAAUUAA
Messenger RNA from Drepanopeziza brunnea f. sp. 'multigermtubi' MB_m1, 594 nucleotides. The record is from RefSeq and is a predicted model, not a curated record. Lineage: Eukaryota; Fungi; Ascomycota; Leotiomycetes; Helotiales; Drepanopezizaceae.